Molecule: messenger RNA, 1751 nt
Organism: Alosa sapidissima (American shad)
Lineage: Eukaryota; Metazoa; Chordata; Actinopteri; Clupeiformes; Clupeidae
Gene: rad23aa
Product: RAD23 homolog A, nucleotide excision repair protein a
Exons: 9
Coding region: 228-1394 (388 amino acids)
Biological process (GO): nucleotide-excision repair; proteasome-mediated ubiquitin-dependent protein catabolic process
Cellular component (GO): nucleoplasm; cytosol
Molecular function (GO): proteasome binding; damaged DNA binding; ubiquitin binding
Source: RefSeq, a predicted model, not a curated record
UGUUCAAAGCGAACAGUAGAAGAAGUGGGCCAGGCGUAUGUUGUCUCCCACGAGCCAAAAACUUCGUUGUUAAGCGUGUAUAAUCUUGUCGUUAUCCCAUCGACUGCCGUUACCUGGAGUCUUAAGUGGUAAUUUGUCAGUCUGUACGUUGGUGCUGAGGAUAGCUGAGAGUUUGGAGAGAAGUGUCAUUUCACAUCGGUGAAGUGUUACCACAAGCAGACGGAAAGAUGCAGAUCACGCUAAAGACGCUGCAACAACAAACUUUCCAAAUUGAAAUCAAUGAAGACCUAACAGUGAAGGUUCUGAAGGAGCGAAUCGAGGCGGAGAAAGGCAAGGAUAACUUUCCCGUCACGGGACUGAAGCUCAUUUAUGCAGGCAAGAUCUUGCAAGAUGACACCCCCAUCAAAGAGUAUAAGAUCGACGAGAAGAACUUUGUGGUGGUGAUGGUGUCUAAGGCCAAACCUCCUCCUGCUCCCUCAUCUCCCCCUGAACCCCCCAAGAGUGAGGCGUCUGCGUCAGCAUCAGCAGGGGCGGCAGCCACUGCAGCAGCGGCAGCGGGUCCCACGGCAACGGGUCCCACGGCAACGCCACCCCCUUCACGCCCCGUCCACGCCACCAUCCCCAUCCCCGAUGAGGACCGGCCCGCCACCCAACCGCCGCCACAGACGACGCCGACGCCAACGACGCCAGUCUCUCAGGGCAGGCCGGCUCCAUCGACAGAAGGUUUUGGUCAUCUGGCAUUAUCAGCUCUGGUGACGGGCCCGGCGUACGAGGCGAUGGUGACUGAGAUCAUGUCGAUGGGUUAUGAGCGGGAUCGUGUGGAGGCGGCCCUGAGAGCCAGCUUCAACAACCCUGACCGCGCUGUGGAGUACCUCCUCACUGGAAUCCCAACGACCGUCCCAGUGCAAGAGACGAGCCCACCCACAGCAAACCUGUCCUCAGAGACACACUCGUCAGAAGGUGAGAACCCUCUGGAGUUCCUGCGUUCUCAGGCCCAGUUCCAGAGCAUGCGGCAGGUGAUCCAACAGAAUCCCUCUCUGCUGCCCGCCCUCCUCCAGCAGCUGGGGCAGGACAACCCAGCGCUACUGCAGCAAAUCAGCCAGCACCAGGAGCAGUUCAUCCAGAUGCUGAACGAGCCGCAGGGUGAGGGGGGGGACCUGGGGGAGGGGCUGGACACGGCCGACCCCUCGGAGCCCGGCGACCUGGGCGCCAUGGUGGACGACCUCGCCUCCAGCAACUACAUCCAGGUCACGGCCCAGGAGAAGGAGGCCAUUGAGAGGUUAAAAGCGUUGGGCUUCCCUGAGGCACUGGUGGUCCAGGCCUACUUUGCCUGUGAGAAGAACGAGAACCUCGCUGCCAACUUCCUCCUCAACCAGAACUUUGACGACGACUGAGCCAAUGAGACAACACACGUUUGUGUGUAUGUGUGUGUGUGUGAGAGAGAGAGAGAGAGAACGAGUGAGUGUCCUUGUCCGUUUACCCUCCAACAAACAGCUUAACGUGGACUUAUGUAUAUACACACAGACACACACACACACACACACACACACACACACUUAUGCAUGCACACAUAUACACAUAUAUAUACACACACAUAGAAAAACAUAUGAAGUCAAGCACACUAAACACACACACACACACACUCUCUCUCUGACUGACGUACACACUUCUGGACACUACUAAGUGGAGUACAGGUGUAUUGAAAUGUGUUGGAGGCGUAAAAGAUAGAUCCUAAAAAAAACUCAAACAUU